AUGGGCGUAAUACAUUUUCCAGAUUACACGAGCACUGGAUGUGAGAUAGAGAACCUCCGCGAAUUUUGGCAGUACAAGGUGAAGGUCAUUGCAGAAACCAAGGGAGGGAUCAGUGUAACAAAACUAUCUCAGCCUUUCUAUACCGAAGAAUCAACACCAGGGACACCGACGUCAUUUCAAGUACAACUUUUCAAAUAUCUGACAAACGUAUGUGACGCCACAAAGGUCAGAGUUACGUGGAGCGAACCCAACCUCUUUGACAGACAUGCCAAUAUCACACAGUAUGUUGUACAAACGGAGCAACAUAAUCACGAGGUGUUCACGUAUACCGUUGAUGACCCUAAACCAUUUUCCAGACACAACAGUCAGUUUUCAUUGGUGUAUGAAGGUCUCAAGGCUAAUCGGAGAUACCAGUUGCUGAUAUAUGCAGUUGGAAGAAAUGGGAUCAGGGGAAGGCCUGAUUACAAAACAUUUUGGACGGAGGAAUGCGCUCCCCCAAGAAUGGACUCUCAUAUUGAGAUAUUAGAGAUCACCUCGUCAUCGGCCAUUGUUGACCUUGAUCCUAAUUUCUUCACAAACAAAACACAAGGGGAGAUAGUGAUGUAUGGAAUGGUAGGAGGAAAUGGACGGGAUGUGGUCAAAAAAGUAAAUGGAAACGAUGUUAUGAAUUUAGGCAGCUGGAGCAAGUUUACAUCAAAUAACAACCAGGGAGCAUAUAGAUUCACCUUCUACUUAGCACCGAUUGUGAAUGGUAAACUUCGGCUAGAGGUUGGACAAAAUAAAAACUGCAGAAAACAUGAUCUUGAAGAUUUUUGCAAUGGGCCGCUUCCUAGUGGAUUAGAACUAUGGGUAAAGGCCUAUGCCUGCACAAGGGUUGCAUGCACUGUGUCCGAGCACUAUGGACCUUUCACAAUCCAACAACUACAAAGCGUCUCGAAGGAUGGUGGUGUGGAUGGGGCCUUGAUUGCAUUGCCCAUUCUUAUUGCCAUCUUUAUCCUCAUCAGUAUGUUUCUGGUUCUUUGGUGGCAAGGAGCAAUUGACCCGCUUCAGUGGAAGGAACGAUUGCUAGGAGUGGGCGAAGAAGAACAGGAACAAGAAACACAUCAAGAGAUUGCAGAGCCCGACAGAUCCAUUCCAAUAGCAACAUACAGCGAGGCCCUUGCUGUCCUUCACAGGGACACACAUCUUCUCCUGUCAGAUCAGUACGAGGAGAUUAAGAGGCGUGCGGGUCGGAUAAAAGGGAUGUCCGCCUUCGAGGCUGCCAACCUUGAACCGAACAAAUCCAAAAACAGAUGGGUCAAUAUUUUGCCCUUCAACCAUAGCAGGGUUAAACUUCAACAGUUGGAUGACGAUGACCCUGAAUCAGACUAUAUCAAUGCUAGCUAUGUGUCUGGCUUUCACCAACAACGGGAGUACAUAGCAACCCAGGGUCCGUUGCCAGGAACGAUCGAUGACUUCUGGCGAAUGGUGUGGGAACAAAACGUCAUGGUGAUCGUCAUGUUAACGCAAUGCAAGGAAGGAAAACAGGAUAAGUGUGAGAUGUACUGGCCGGACACUGUCCAAGAGCCCAAGCAGUACGGAAAUGUUGUGGUCAACCCAACAUCAAUAACCAACAUGAACAAGUUCAACAUCAACAUCUUCGACAUCUCGCACGCCACCGACCAAACGAAGACGAGGAAGGUUGUGCAAUUCCACUACCUGGACUUUAUGGAUUUCACGGCUUCCGUGAAAGUUGAACAUUUCAUUGACUUCGUGCGCACAGUUCGAGUUCACGUGCCGCACGACAUGUCCAACCCUAUGGUUAUACAUUGCAGUGCUGGUGUAGGCAGGACCGGUUCGUACAUUGCUAUAGAUCGCUUGCAACAGUAUCUGAACAGUCCAACAUUCAGUUUCGAUGACCGCAUCAACAUUUUCGACAUGGUCAUGGAAAUGAGGGAACAGAGAGUCAACAUGGUCCAGACUGAAUCUCAGUACAUCCUGAUCCAUGACUGUUUUAAGAAGAUGUUGGAGGACAAGAAGAAAUCUCUGGAAACUACACAAUCCAUGAAGGAACUACACACAAACAUUGUUGAUAUUCCACAACCAAGAACAAAAAGAACUUUAUCAGAAUAG
Messenger RNA from Mya arenaria, 2112 nucleotides. Its product is annotated as tyrosine-protein phosphatase 10D-like. Bases 1 to 2112 code for a protein of 703 amino acids. Lineage: Eukaryota; Metazoa; Mollusca; Bivalvia; Myida; Myidae. Gene Ontology annotation, biological process: protein dephosphorylation. The record is from RefSeq and is a predicted model, not a curated record. The transcript is spliced from 18 exons. Gene Ontology annotation, molecular function: protein binding; protein tyrosine phosphatase activity.